UGUAAGGUAACGGUUGGGCCUGAGAAAUAAACUGAAGGCAAGAGAUAAUGGUAGGCCUUCAAAACGAUAAUAAAAAUAAAAACCAAACUCAUUGCUAUCGAGUCGAUUCCUAUUCGUGGUGAACCCACAUGUUACAGAAUAGAACUGCUCCAUGGGGUUUUCUUGGUUAUAAUCUUCAUGGAAGCAGAUUGCCAGGCAUUUCUUUCACGGCACCACUAGCUGGGUUUGAACUGCCAACCUUUAAGUUAGUAGAUGAGGGCAAACCAUUUGCGUCACCCAGGGAUAAAAAAAAAUAAAGUGAUCAGUCAGACACAGUGAAGAGAAAAAAAGAUAAGUGGUUAAAUGUGGAUGGGCAGGACCUGAUGAAGUGGUGCCUUGGGUACAGGUGGGUGGGGUCUGAUCAUGAGGGUGUGGCUAACAGUUGAGGGUGGGGCUAAGACUAGAGUGACCUACCUGAUAGAUGAGUAGACUCUAAAGACCAGGGCCAUGGACACACAAAAUGUGAAUGAGGCCCUUAGCAAAGGGAGCCAGCCAACAGAUAAGGAGCAGAGUCUAAAGUUAGAGAAGGCAGCCACAAGGAUUCAGUCAUGGUGGCGUGGCAACAUGGUGCGCCGGACGUUACUACACGCAGCACUCAGGGCCUGGGUCAUCCAGUGCUGGUGGAGGUCAGUGCAGGCCAAGAUGUUGGAGCAAAGACGGCGCCUGGCACUGAGACUCUACACCUGCCAGGAGUGGGCGGUGGUGAAGGUGCAGGCACAGGUUCGAAUGUGGCAGGCCCGCAGAAGGUUCCUCCAGGCACGCCAGGCGGCCUGCAUCAUCCAGUCUCACUGGCGCUGGCAUGCCAGCCAAACCAGAGGUCUGAUCCGGGGCCGCUAUGAGGUCAGAGCCAGCCGGCUGGAGCUCGACAUCGAAAUCCUCAUGACCUAGGGGCGCUGGCAGAGCCAAGGAGACUGGAUCUCCUGCCCAAUAAAGACAUUUACUGGCCACAGACUUGCCCACUGGAGAUUAGACCCAUGGAAGAGGGCU
Molecule: messenger RNA, 1026 nt
Organism: Loxodonta africana (African savanna elephant)
Lineage: Eukaryota; Metazoa; Chordata; Mammalia; Proboscidea; Elephantidae
Gene: IQCF6
Product: IQ motif containing F6
Exons: 2
Coding region: 487-927 (146 amino acids)
Molecular function (GO): calmodulin binding
Source: RefSeq, a predicted model, not a curated record